Messenger RNA from Staurois parvus, 406 nucleotides. Lineage: Eukaryota; Metazoa; Chordata; Amphibia; Anura; Ranidae. The record is from the annotation of a GenBank genome assembly.
AUGCAGACUGCUUCUUUAAACAUUUGUGAAAGACUGUGCAAUAAGUCCAUCCGUGAAAUUUCCUUGCUACUAAAUAUUCCAUGGUCAACUGUUAGUGGUAUUAUAAUAAAGUGGAAGCAACUGAGAACAACAGCAACUCAGCAGCCAAGUGGUAGGUCACGUAAAAUGACAGAGCGGGGUCAGCGCAUGCUGAAGCACACAGUGCGCAGAAGUCGCCAACUAUCUGUAGAGUCAAUCACUAAAGACCUCUAAACUUUGUGUGGCCUUCAGAUUAGCACAACAGUGCAUAGAGAGCUUCAUGGAAUGGGUUUCUAUGGCUAAGCAGCUGCAUCCAAGCCUUACAUUAUCAAGUGCAAUGCAAAGCGUCGGAUACAGUGGUGUAAAGCAUGCCGCAACUGGACUCUAG